AUGGUGGCGAAGCUUUCUAUUUUCGGUUCAAUUGUGGAGACUUGGGGGAGCUUUUCUCCUCUGGAGAAGAGAAAUAUGGCUAUAUACAUGGCUGGAAUCAUGCUCUAUAAGUUCGGGCUUGAAGCAUUCAAUGGCUCUAUUGUUGCCCUCGCCACCAACAGGUACGAUUACGAAGCUCUCCGAAACAAGUCUCCUGCUAGGACAUUCGAACGUGUUGGCCUUCUGACGGGUUUAAACCAAGCAUUUCAAUGCGUUGGCUCCAUUCUAAUUGCUCCACUGAUCAAGAGAUUUCAAACCAAAAAUGUUCUCUCGGCUUCGAUGUUUGUGUUCGGUAUUCUCAGCGCAAUACUUCUCAUAAUUGAUGCCGCGACAGGCGGUACAUUCGUCCCAGCCAGCUUCCGAAAAAAGCAUCCAAAGAACGAUUUCCACUAUUAUGGAAAUUAUAAUACUGAUGGAAUGAUUCCGAUAUACUCCAUCACGGGAAUUGCGUAUGGUAUGGUGGAAUUGAUUCGACGGGUUAUUCCAUGUGACAUAGUUGGAGGAAAUGUCCACAAGCUCCGUCGAAUGGAUGCUCUGAUUCAUAUCUUUUAUGAAAUAUCUGGCACCGUUGGUACGUUCUGUACGGCCCUAGCACUAAUUCCUCGGUUUGGGAAUAAUUUUGCAUUCCUGGUUACUCCCAUAUUUUUUCUGCUUGCGUCCAUUAUAUGGUUCUUCAUUGCCGUGCCUGGAUUUUACUCUACGAAACCAGAUGUGCUUGAAGAGGAACCAACAUACGUAAGAUCUGCAUUAGGGGGGUUUUGGCUGUUCAGCGAAUCAGUUUGGACGGGCGCGAAGAUUCUUUUUACAAAGCGCAAAUUCAUCUGGCUGCUUCCGGGAUAUGCUAUCGCUUUAUAUGGGCAUCGGUACCUAGAGAAUGGCCUUGCUCCUGCUGUUGCGCGCCGAUAUCUGGGGAACUCGGCGUGGUCGCAAAUCAUGGUGGGCGGUUCUAAUUUUGGCGAACUCCUAGGUGCCCUAAGCGUGUUUCUCUUUACCAAUUCAAUCGAAACGCCGAUACCCUGGCUUCGACUUGACUCGCUUAUGUUACUCAUUGUCUGGUAUCUGCCAUUUUGGCGGCCACCGCAGCUCGAUGUUCGACAAGCUUGGAUAGUCGCUGCGACUUUCAUUCCCAUCUCGUUUGGAUGGGCCGCUGGAGAUGUCUCUCUUGCUGCAUAUAUUCAGACCUCGUUAGCUCGUACCGAAGCUCAAUCUCGGAAUGUCUCGGCCCUUGGUGCGGUCAUGGCAUUCCUUUACUCUAUAUAUAUCGUGACGUAUGCCAUCACCUCCCCACUGCUCGGGCAGUACAUCGACAACGUGUUCGAAGCCACCGGGGGUGUUGAUGGUGGAGGAAAUAUAUAUCAAGCUAUUCAGAAUGUGGGUGGGGUGCAAUUCACUAUAAUAUUUGUUCUGGUCAUGACCGCGACGUUUAUUCCAAGUGGUGCGCUCGCCUUGAACCCGAAAAUGCUCUUCAACCAAAAGCUAGACACAGAGCUGGAGGAGGAAGAAAACUCCGUGGAAUUGAAAUACGUCCAAAUGCAGGCUAAGACAUAG
This is a messenger RNA of Ophidiomyces ophidiicola, 1587 nucleotides long. RefSeq lists its product as uncharacterized. NCBI's taxonomy places the organism in Eukaryota, Fungi, Ascomycota, Eurotiomycetes, Onygenales, Onygenaceae. The record is from RefSeq and is a predicted model, not a curated record. The transcript is spliced from 2 exons. The coding region runs from base 1 to 1587 and encodes 528 amino acids.